CGACUCUGGGCACGUAUCGUCAUAUUGUUCCAACCCGUUUUUGUCAGGAGAUUCCGAUUCCGUAUUGAUAUUUGUCUUACCUGUUUCGUGGCAUACAAGGACUUUCUUUACAAGGUUGGAUAUUCGGUGAUUAGUUUGAACCAAUAGCACAGGAGAGCAGCAGCAACCGCUUUGCGUUACCAUCCUGGCUUGACAAUGGAAGUGCCGCAGCAAGUACCGGCGUCAGAGCUUCCCAGUACAUCAUCGUCCAGCACUGUGGCCUCAUCCACAUCCAACGUUAACUACGACAAAAUCGUGUGGACUGGAGGCGACAUAACGGAAGCCAUGUCCGAGGAGGAGCCUUCUACAAGUCAAUUACGACAGAUUGCCAGUGAUUCGGCAGAGGCAAACCCAUCUACAACAUCAUAUUCGUUCACGGGAAAAGAUUUAAAAUCUAGCAAUGCCUCUGACACUGGGUCCAACCCGAAUGGCACCACUACUAACUCGGAGGGCGCCGAGAGCAAGGAUAAGAAUGCGGACCAGAACGAGGAGUCCCUCUACGAGUGCAACAUAUGUCUGGAUACGGCAAAGGAUGCGGUGGUGAGCAUGUGCGGCCAUUUGUUCUGCUGGCCAUGUCUGCACCAGUGGCUCCUGACACGGCCCAAUCGCAAGCUCUGCCCCGUGUGUAAAGCGGCUGUCGAUAAGGAUAAGGUUAUACCGCUCUAUGGCCGAAACAGCACUCGCCAAGAAGAUCCUCGCAACAAAGUUCCACCACGUCCCCCCGGCCACAGGACAGAGCCAGAGCCUGCCCCUGGCUUUCCAGGAUUUGGAUUCGGUGAUGGUUUCCACAUGUCAUUCGGCAUUGGUGCCUUCCCCUUUGGCUUCAUAACUUCUUCGCUUAACUUUGGAGAACCACGUCCGGCUGCUGCCAAUCGUGGCACAACGCAAUACGAGGACGAGCAAACCCUUUCGAAACUGUUUCUUUAUUUGGCCUUUCUGUGCAUCGGAUGGCUGCUAUUUGCAUAGCUAGUGGCUGACGCGGCGCUAGACGUCUCGUAAAUAGCAAUAAUCAAUAUGGAAAUCUGAUAUAUGCAAAGCGGACGGGUGGACCGUCUUGUCUAAUUUCUGUCAUGCAAGUCGUUGUUGAUUUUUGGGAAAGAAAAUAAGAACUAAUUUUUACAUAUA
This is a messenger RNA of Drosophila kikkawai, 1164 nucleotides long. Its product is annotated as suppression of retinal degeneration disease 1 upon overexpression 1. Gene Ontology annotation, molecular function: ubiquitin-like protein conjugating enzyme binding; metal ion binding; ubiquitin protein ligase activity. The record is from RefSeq and is a predicted model, not a curated record. Lineage: Eukaryota; Metazoa; Arthropoda; Insecta; Diptera; Drosophilidae. Gene Ontology annotation, biological process: ubiquitin-dependent protein catabolic process. Gene Ontology annotation, cellular component: endoplasmic reticulum.